This is a messenger RNA of Echinostoma caproni, 2172 nucleotides long. The record is from the annotation of a GenBank genome assembly. NCBI's taxonomy places the organism in Eukaryota, Metazoa, Platyhelminthes, Trematoda, Plagiorchiida, Echinostomatidae.
AUGUGGCAAUCCGACAGUACUGAUUUCCAAUUGGAUCCGGAUGAAUUGUCCUACUCGGAAAGUAGCUAUCUCACAUUCACACGACCGUAUCGAGCCGUCAGUCAGACAAAUAUAACCGGUCGACAACCGAUGCAACGAAACCAGUGGAUUUCCGAAUCCAAUCUGCGUACGACCACCACGUACAAGCAACCACCGAUGUACUCCACGUAUUCGGCCCAUCGGGAAAAUAUGCGAAAAAUGGAAGAAUUGCGUCGAAAUGCAGACGACUGGGCUUCCACUCGUCAAUUGGAAGAAUCCAAGUCGGCCGCAGGAACAGAGGUACUGGAAGAGAUGGAAACAAUCACUUUGCAGCCGAUCGGUCGUGGAGUGCACGAUCUGGAACCAACUGGAUCAAUCGCACGUUCGUAUCGAGCCAACACUCCGACAGGAACCAUUGUUGGUCCGAAUUCGCCUCUCAUUUCCCGUCCUCAUUCAUCCGCUGCACGAAUCUAUCCCUAUUCUCCGGGGCCUCGACGUCAAUUUAGAUCUGAUAUGUCUCAGGCUUACUAUGAGGCUGCUAAUGCUCGUCUCGACUCGAACAGCAUACUCGCCUCACCACAACCGACCCUGGGGACGGUUGUUAUGCCCAAUCGUAGUCGUUUGGGCAGUAUAUCAAGCGAGCACGAUGUUCAUUCGUCCAGACAUUUCAGUUUUCAACGCGUCAACGAUCGGCUCGGUUCGAUCUAUCAUGGCCAAUUCACGCGUCCCGCGCCUAACUCCACACCGCAGACACGGCGUCCACUAUCACCCGGGUUUCAUAACUCUAUCCGUGCGAGCCGUACGAAUGCAACACCGACCAGAGAGUUGGUCAGUCCCAUGUCACAAGAUGGUCGAACGAAUUACCGGGAAAAUUCGAUAAACUCCCGAUACGCUUCCCUGGCAUUCACACCGGGACCGGAUCAAUCGGACGGAUAUCGUACGAUUGCGACCACAAAUUUGCAUCGGGAAGUGCAUACCUCGGGUGCCGCAUCACCGUACGCCGGAACGCAUCAGAACACAUUCUACGAGAACACAAAUCGUGGAGUGGACUCUCGCUACCGGGUCGUGAACAAGCAAUCAGAGACUCAUUGGCGUGGAACGGAUUCAUUAAAUGCCACCUACCCGGGCUCGUUUGCUCGCGCGGGCAGUGUGAGCGGUGUCAGUGGGCACGUGGACUUGGUCGACUCGGAUCAGGGACUGCUUCGGCAGGUGAAAGACACGUUCAUGGAUUGGUAUUUGCCGGAGAAGACAAGGGAAGAAGUGAACGCGCUGCUUCGUGACAAAGAACCGGGCAGUUUUAUUAUUCGAAACAGUAUCUCAUACGUGAACAGUUUCAGCAUCGGGUUGAAGAUUCCACAGAAUUCUCCGCACGUGCCAACCAGACCAGAUGACAUCAAAUCCGGUUUCGUGCGUCAUUUCAUCAUCGGCACCGUGCCCAUGGUUGAUGGUCGUGGAGACGGAUUGCAACUGUGCGGUUUCGCCAACCAACCUGUGUUCCCCAGUUUGGUCGCUUUUGUGCAUCAUCACAUACUCCAGCCCGGACCGUUCCCUUGUGCACUCCGACUGCCUGGCGGAAUUGGGCCAAGCACCAUUGUCCCCGUACAAAAUGCUCGUAUGAAUUACACCUCACAGACCAGUCAAUAUUCCGGGGUGGUCGGAUCCACUGGAGUGACAAGCGCCGUGGACGGAACGAUUGGCGUCGGAAGCGAUGGUAUUGCUGCCGAUAUGCUAUAUCUGGGCCAGGUUGAGGUAGAUCGUCUCGAAAGUGCCGCCGCUGUACGCCGCGCGAUUACACAAAUUCUCUCACAGGCCGCUCACAGCCCGACCGGAUUGCCAAAACGUUGUGAAGUGUUGAUCAAGGCAAUCCCACAUGACGGGAUCACGUUUGUGGACAAAACGAAGAGAACUAUGCUACGCAAACACAUCAAACCAUCUCAGCUGCUCUGGUGUGGAAUCGAUCCGGAGAAUCGGAGUUUCCCUGAUCCUGAACUGCGUGCUAGAGGUUUGCCUUCAGCAAGAACGUUCGGUCUGGUGGCUCGGAGACAGCACUUCUUCAUGCAUGAGAAUGUGGUUUAUGUAUUCUCCGAACUGGAUCCUUCACAAUCAGCAAUCAGCAAUCAACUUGUGUCAUUACAUCAAUGGUGUUUUUUCUAG